Nothoprocta perdicaria is the source of this 2172-nucleotide messenger RNA. It is a transcript of the gene ENTREP2, whose product is annotated as family with sequence similarity 189 member A1. The record is from RefSeq and is a predicted model, not a curated record. Bases 64 to 1962 code for a protein of 632 amino acids. The transcript is spliced from 12 exons. NCBI's taxonomy places the organism in Eukaryota, Metazoa, Chordata, Aves, Tinamiformes, Tinamidae.
UUGUCAGGACUGAUUGGGGUAGUGUCAUGGAAGAGGCCCCUUUCGCUUGUGAUAACCUUUUUCAUGCUGCUGUCUGCAGUGUGUGUAAUGCUGAACUUGGCUGGUUCCAUUCUCUCUUGUCAGAACGCUCAGCUGGUAAAGUCCCUGGAAGGAUGUCAGUUGAUUAAGUUCGACAGUGAUGGUGUCUGUGUUUGCUGUGAAAUGCAGCACCAAACAUCAGGCUGCAGUAACCUGGGAGAAACACUGAAACUGAACCCUCUGCGAGAGUGUAAUGUUGUGAGGUUGACCCUAAAGGACCUGUUGUUCAGUGUGUGCGCUCUCAAUAUCAUCUCCACCAUCGUCUGUGCUUUGGCAACAGCAAUGUGCUGCAUGCAGAUGGUUUCUUCUGAUCUCCUGCAAAUGCAGGAUGAUAUCACACAGUUUCUGCCACAGAGGCCACAUUCUUCCCACCAUGACUGUAUGACUCCACAUGGGACUAUCCUGCACCAAACCCUGGACUUUGAUGAGUUCAUACCGCCAAUACCGCCGCCGCCGUACUACCCGCCGGAAUACACCUGCACGCCGGUCAUAGAGGCACAGAGAGGUUUCCAUUUGGACUUCACUCAUUCCCCGUUCAGUGCAUUAUACGAAGUCACCAUUAACAGCCCCGGAAUCUUGUAUCCAGCCGAGCUGCCCCCUCCUUACGAGGCAGUGAUUGGAGAGACGCCUGCUAGUCAGGUCACUGGUAUUGAUCAGCAAGUAUCCGAAUCAAGCUUGGGGGAAAGGAACAUGACAGAGGGCUUCAGCACACAAGUGUCUGUUGACAGCACCUCCCUGAUGGUCUCCGAGGCAGUGGAUGUCCCAGACCAGAGCUGCUCCUCCGAAGAUCUCUGUUCACUGGAAGUUCAGGGAUCCCUCCGUUCUGUGGAUUUUUCUCCCUACAGCAUGACAAGCAGAGGGGCCGUGGAGCGAAGCUGCGGCAGCCUGGACUACGGCGCGCACUGCCGCCUGCGCCGGACUCGCUCGCAGGGCUCUCCUGCUGAGGACGAUGGCUCCCACAGCAGAGCCUCUACGGACAGGUCUCAAGGACAGGAGAACGAGAGCUGUGCCCACGGCAGGGCCUCAGACUGUUCGCUGGAGAAUUUCAGCUCCUCAGACAGAGAAGGGCCAAGUAAAGCCAGUCCAUCCUUGGAACACCUGAAAAUCUGCUGUGGGGUCUGCAGCCAGCCUGCUGUCCCUCCCCAGCCCUCCCCCGGUCUGGGGCCUACAAAUACUUCAUCGUACGCAGGCAGCCCAGAGACUGCUGCCCAGCAACAUCCCAUUACAAAACCCAGAUUUUCAAAUAUAGUCCGAUCAACUAGUGACCCUGUAUCAUGUUCCUCUCAUACAGAAGGUGRUAAUUGUGCCUGGACUCCAGUAUACAGCCAGCAUCGAGGCACAGGAUUAUUUCCAGCUACACUGGAAACAGUUCCUGUUUYGGGUUCUCACAUGGCUGCCUCUGCUUGUCAGGAUUCUCUGAGCAGUUUCCUACCAGCUGAAAAGCAGAGGGAUACAAGGAAAAUUGACCUCCGUGUAAAGUCAAAGGCUUUGCAAGCAGCCUCGAAAGAGCGACCGCACUCUUUAGUGGACCUUAAAGCCUAUAAAGACACAAAAAUUUUAGUGGCCAAGUUUUUGGAACAUUCAGACUGUAAUCUGCCUCCAGAAGUGCGUCACGUCGUGAACAGCAUCCGCUCUGUUAUCAAGUCUGACGAAAGACACAUGGAGGAAGCCAUCUUCAGUGCCAACAUCAUAGAGCAGGUAAUCACGAGUUCCCAGCAGAAUGUGAGCAGCUCUCGGAAGCGCCUCCAGGGAGAUCUGCACCUGCAGAGCUGCGGGGCGCUGAGCUCGCCAGGCGCCUUCUCGCGCCGGGCGCGCGGCGCCCACAGCUCGGAGCGCGACCGGCCUCGCAGCCUGGGCCACGUUUGCCGGGAGACCAUCCUUUGAGAACAGCCCCAGGUACGUGGGUCCAGCCAAGAGGUUUAAGGAAGAAUCCAGGACUGGGAGAAAUACAAUAGUGGAUGGCUUAAAAAGGAAAAAGUGUCUUCCUUUGGAAUUCCACUUUUUUUCCAAGCGCAGGAAGCGAACGCCUGUUUUUCUGAAUGUAAAUUGCAGCCCUGCAUUUUGCAGAAUUUUACUGAUUUAUUAGUAAACUCG